Messenger RNA from Engraulis encrasicolus (European anchovy), 4412 nucleotides. It is a transcript of the gene deptor, whose product is annotated as DEP domain containing MTOR-interacting protein. Gene Ontology annotation, biological process: negative regulation of TORC2 signaling; intracellular signal transduction; negative regulation of protein kinase activity. Gene Ontology annotation, molecular function: protein binding. NCBI's taxonomy places the organism in Eukaryota, Metazoa, Chordata, Actinopteri, Clupeiformes, Engraulidae. The transcript is spliced from 10 exons. Bases 356 to 1546 code for a protein of 396 amino acids. The record is from RefSeq and is a predicted model, not a curated record.
CGUGCUUCCAGUGUCAAGUAGUAAACAAUUGGUCAAGAGAAGGGAUGCUUUCGCACGCCUCUGUUGAUGUCCACUGGCAAGGUGGUGCUUGUAUUUAACCUGAAAUUGACAGAAGACUUAGUAGCUGUCAUUUCAGCCAUGGAAUACCUGGGAUAGAUUUGAUCAAUGAAAUAUUGUUCAAAGUUGAUGAUUCAGUUCUGUUUUGUGGACACAGUCAAGAUUUGCCUUUUUGUAUUCGUGUGAUGCGACUUCUUUUUCAACCAUGCCCAUCUCUCGUCAACAUUGGAUCUAAUUUGUAGUCACUGUUGUGAUACCCUUACAUGCUCAGUUCCAGAGGCAGUUUGAAGCACCAGAAAUGGACAACAUCCAGACUAGCAUGCAGAAGAAGGCUGCAGAGCUGGAACGUAUGGCCGAGGUGUUGGUUACAGGAGAGCAGUUGAGGCUGCGUCUGCAUGAGUGUAAGGUGAUUAAGGAUCGACGGCACCACCUGAGGACCUACCCCAACUGCUUCGUGGCCAAGGAGCUCAUUGAUUGGCUGCUCGAGCACAAGGAGGCCUCGGACCGCGACACCGCCAUGAAGAUCAUGCAGAAACUACUGGACCAGAGCAUCAUCCACCACGUGUGUGAUGAACACAAGGAGUUCAAAGACAUGAAGCUGUUCUACCGCUUCCGCAAGGACGAUGGCACCUUCCCAUUGGACAAUGAGGCCAAGGUCUUCAUGCGAGGACAGCGGCUAUACGAGAAGUUGAUGAGCAUGGAGAACGGCCUAUUGCAGACGCGAGAGGAGGAGGGCGGGUCGUUCGAGCGGGCGCUGGUGGCCUCAGAGUUCGUCGAUUGGCUGCUGCAGGAGGGAGAGACGGCCACCAGGGAUGAGGCGGAACAGCUGGGACGACGGCUUCUAGAACACGGCAUCAUUCAACACGUCACCAAUAAGCACCACUUCACGGACGGCGCUCUGCUCUACCAGUUCCGCAUGAACUUCCGUCGGCGGCGGCGUCUGAUGGAGGUGCUGAGUGAGAGGCCGCGCGGCAUCCCAGAGAGCCACGACAGCCCCUUCUGCCUCCGCAAGCAGAACAGCGACGCAGGCAACACCAGCUUUCUAUCAGUGAGUCCGACUAAGGAGAUCCGUGUGGUGUCGGCGGUGCGUCGUAGCAGCAUGAGCAGCAGCUGUGGCAGCAGUGGAUACUACAGCAGCAGCCCAACGCUAAGCAGCAGCCCACCUGUACUCUGCAACCCCAAAUCAGUGCUGAAAAGACUAGUCAACCCAGAGGAGCUGCAGAGCCCAGGGGGACCGUACAUAAAGAGGACAUUCACGAUCGUGGGUGAUGCGGUGGGCUGGGGCUUCGUGGUGCGGGGUAGUAAACCAUGCCACAUCCAGGCCGUCGACCCCGGCGGGCCCGCUGCAGCCGCAGGCAUGAAGGUGUGCCAGUUUGUGGUGUCGGUGAACGGCCUGAACGUAAUGCCUCUGGACUACCGCACCGUCAGCAACCUCAUCCUGACCGGACCGCGCACCAUCGUCAUGGAGGUCAUGGAGGAGAUGAACUGAUUGGCCGGCCGGCUUGUCUGUCUGGCCAGCUCUCCAUCCCCUUCAGCCAAUAGCAGAGGAGGUCUCCCUUACUGGUUGCCAGAGGAACAUCUAUCAUAGACUAGCCUAAUCUGCGCUAGCCCUGGCUGCCUGUGCCCUCCUCUGCUUCUUGAGGGGGGCAGCAGAACGUGUGUCACGUGUGCUCUCCUGACUGACUCACAGCCACCAUCCCCUCCACCCGCUCCUCCAUACACCUCCUCCUUUCUACACACUGGCCUCCUCCUCCUACUCCUCCUCCUCUUCCUCCUCCUCCUCCUUCUCCUACUCCCCCUCCUCUUCCUCCUCCUCUUCCUCCACCUCCUCCUCCUCCUCCUCCAUACACCUCCUCCUUUCUACACACUGGCCUCUACCUUCUCCUCUUCCUCCACCUACUCCUCCUCCUCUUCCUCCUCCUCUUCCUCCUCCUCCUCCCCCUCGUCCUCCACCUUCUCCUCCUCCUCCACCUACUCCUCUUCCUCCUCCUCCACCUACUCCUCCUCCUCUUCCUCCAACUACUUCUCCUCCUCCUCCUCCUCUUCCUCCUCAUCAUCAUCUUCCUCCUCCUCUUCCUCCUCCUCCUCCUCCUCUACCACCUCUUCCUCCUCUUCCUCCUCCUCCUUCUAGUCUGAGGGGAUUGGGGAUGAAUGACACCAAGGUCAGUGGACGCAGGAGAGUAAUGGCACUCAUCUUUGUACAGUGGAUACGUAUGUUCCUUGUGCAACAAAAAAAAACACUUCUUGAAAAGACUCCCCUCUGCACUUAAAAACAUGGACAAAUGUGUCAGAGGACACUCUCUCACUGUCAGACAACAGGACAUUGUCCGAUAUGUUCAUUGAAAAGACUCAUACCAAUAAACCUUCUCUCCGUUUAGACUACAGUCUUGCAAACAUUCAUGUUGCCUGGUAAGGAAGGACAGAUGAUGCACUUAAUGACAAUAUGAAGACCACCAAGACCCUCAUCUCCUGGAAGGGUGUUGUCUUAUUAGCUUCUUGGAAAAAAAAGUUUGCUCACUCUUUUGGAUUUUUCUUUUUGGAUGUUCUGUACUUCUGUUUAUGUAUUCCUGCUAAUGAGUAAAUAAACAACAGAAAAGAACAUUAAAAAGAAAAAUCCUAAGGAGUGUGCAAUCUGUUUUUUGUUUUGUUUUAUUCAGCACUUGGGAUUUUGCACAAAGUCAAGCCGCAAGUGCGUCUGAUUAGCUUCUGUCAUCAAGGACCUCCAGCCACCACAAUACUGUAGAAUGCCACAGCAGACCAGGAGAAUGGAGCUGGCCCAGGUAGUCAGGUAGUGGUUGGCCACUGCAGCCAUGGGCCUCUCUCUGUUACCACCUGUCCUCUUGCAACAAUGUGUACAGGUGUACACACGGUUCAUUGAGCUCAACAUGAGCUCAAUAUCAUUCCAUAUCAUGCUGAUAGAAUACCGUGCAGUAAGUUUGGAAGGUGGUUCAGAUCUUCACGCCAUGUGGACAUUUGUUUGACUCGGAUUUGUCUUCACAAUUUCAUGCAGGGUCAUGCCAUCAUCAUCGUUGCCAAAAGGCAAAUGUUUUAAGAACACUGCAUCAUGACAAUCAAACAAUUUUACUCCCAAUAAUGAUCAGACUGAUUAAGUCGUUCUUUUACCAUUUUUGUGUUGUCACUAAAUGCACAUCAGCACUAAGUUUAAUGCUCUGCUCAAAGUCCAUUUCACUUCAGCCACGUUAUUGUUUGAUUGUUGAGGCAUUUGUCCUGGCCUUUCUCAAGCACCAUAUUAAGUAACCUGUCUGAUUUCCAUUAAACACAUACAGUACCAUGCAGCUGCCAUGCAUAUACUUGGUUUUUAAAUUCACUAUUGCAUAUUCAUGACUUGGUACUACACAUACACAUACAACCACAUGGACAAAGCAGAGAAGGCCAAUGGCCAAGUUGGGAAUUUGAUCUCAAAUGAAAGAGAAAAGACCACAUGUACCCUGGUCUACAUUAUUAGCACCAUGUUUGCUAAAUCACCCAAGUCAAAGGAUAUGAUAUCUCAUGAAAAAGACCAUUGCUUGUUUGAAAGAUUGCCAAUCAGAAUUUAAAAAACAAACAAAAAAUGAGACAUGUUACAUUCUCUAUUCUCUCUUUCAUCAGAUGUCUUGUAAUUGGCUUCACUGAGGAAUGUGUAGACAUGUUUUUUUCCUACCUGAUAACCUUAAGCAUCAAAACCACCAUGCUAAACCCAAGGUAAAAUAAUACUCCCUUAGAUGCUCAUCCUUUUAUUCGGAUCUACAAUAAACCUGGCUUCUGAUUGAUUUAUGAUAAGCAGAUUUUUUACCUUUUGUACCAUGUACCAUUUCAGACAUUUUGUGUGUAAAUAUUGCUGUGACUGUUAUACACAGGCAGAACAUGCGCUUCUGGACAUGUUUUGGUACUGCAACAUGACAACAUCCAUUCCUGGAGAUGAGAACGCACAAGCAUCUACUGUAUGUUGUACAAGACCAACUACAGUUGUACUCACACUACCGUAAUAAGAAGAGAAGAUGAUGUAUAUACUGUAAAAACGUAGCCAGGGUUUGACAUGGAUUUAUCACAACACUGUGCCUAUUAUUGCGUACUGAAGGGUAAAGUGUCUCGUUUAAUUAAGAAUCACAGAGGCCAAUUAUACGUCGCUCUUCUGGGCGUCUUAUAGAGCAGUCCCACCCCAGAGAGCACUGACAUCAACGUAUUCAACUCUUAUAUUAGUGUUUUAGCUUUUAUACAGAGGCUGAAAGGGGACAUUUUAGUGGGUUUGUUGUUCGUAUGGUUUUAUUGAUAAUCUGUUGUAUUUGUUUGUUUACAUGAUGAUUCUGUUGCAUCGUUCAGUUGUUACGUGACACGAUUAAAUGCUUUGGAUUGUU